Messenger RNA from Artibeus jamaicensis (Jamaican fruit-eating bat), 4113 nucleotides. RefSeq names its product zinc finger protein 219 (gene ZNF219). The transcript is spliced from 5 exons. NCBI's taxonomy places the organism in Eukaryota, Metazoa, Chordata, Mammalia, Chiroptera, Phyllostomidae. Gene Ontology annotation, molecular function: RNA polymerase II cis-regulatory region sequence-specific DNA binding; DNA-binding transcription factor activity, RNA polymerase II-specific. The record is from RefSeq and is a predicted model, not a curated record. Gene Ontology annotation, biological process: regulation of DNA-templated transcription. Gene Ontology annotation, cellular component: nucleus. Bases 1471 to 3630 code for a protein of 719 amino acids.
UGUCACAAAGAGCUCGGCCGGCGGCAGCAGCAGAGGCGGCUGCAACUCAGCUUUUGUUCUCCCGGCCUGGGUAGCUGAGUCCUGGCCUUCCAAUCUCCCAACCCUGUCCCCCAUCAUCGUUCUGGCUUAUCUUCCUGGGGAGGGGUCUAGGGUGCUGCUGGGAGAACCUCUUGUGCAGGAUCACAGGUCCUGCUCUACUUGCCAGGCUACUUGUGGGAGGUGGAUUUUCCCAGAGGCUCUCCUGCCCACCCUCCACCCCCUAAUCCAGGCAGUACUGAGGCCCAUAUGGGUGCUAAGACUCUGACCUUUCUAGGGUCAGUUCCAGUUAAGGGGACUUAGGGCUGGCUAUAUGCCCCCUCCCCCAAAUCCAGAACUUUCAGAAGAGGGGUCAAGUUGGGACAUGUCUCUGGAAUAAGAUUAACCAUGGUGGGAUGGCAGUAGGUGAGCAGGUGUAUCUUCCUCUUGUCUGCUGGAGUUCAUGACUGAGAUUCCAUGCCACCAGCUCAGGGCAGUGAGGAUGGAGGGACAGAGGCCUUACCAAAAACUCAGUGUAAAAGGUGGGCAAACUGUGGUCGGGUCAAUUGGAGGAGCUGCCUGAGCAGUGAGGUUCAGAGGACCAUGGAGAGGAGACCAUUAAAAUGAACUACUGGCAUGUCUGUGUGAUAAAGGGUGGUUUUGACUGUAGACCACCUAAGGAAGCUCCUUUUCCUUUUAACCCCAUCUAGUGCAGUGUUAACCAUAAUUGCUAGAGGAUUUGUGGAGGUGUAGGAUCCUCAACAGAGGGAAAAACAUUAAGUAUUAGAAAUGAUCAGUAACAGAUGCCUAGUCACAAUAGACCUCAGAAGUGCUGAACCCUUGCCUCUUCCAGUUUGAUCCUAAAAACUGUUGAACCACAAGCUUUGAGGGACAAUCUUCAUGGUACUCUGGUCAGCAGACAUUUCUACGAACCUGUCCCUGUUGUUUCUAAGAGUCUUCUCACCAAGCCUUCCAUUCUUUCCUAUCCAGUACGGGUUGGUGGUCCAUACCCCCUUCCCCACCAGCUCUCCCAGCACAAACAAGUACUUGGCCUAUUGCUUUGGAAAGACUUCUGAUCCCUAUCGCUGGCCUUGCAUCCCUAUAGAACCCAAAUAAGGGCAAGAUAACCCCUGACUCCCAGAGGGUGAGGAAAGUAGGUCAGUGCUACUGUCUGGCCAACUCUCGUGGAUGGCAUUUAGGGCCUGACUAUAGGAAACUAUAGAAAUUAUCAACUCUUGAUAAUUGCCCAUAGGCAAUACAUGCAUGACCUGAGUUCUAAAACAGUUCACAGAAUCUCGGGCCCUGUCAGUGCUUUCUCUUUUUGAGAAAACUCAUGGGAUCAGAUGCCAAGACCUGGUUUGAUGUGGAGCUCUUCAGCACCUGUUGCCUUCACUAGCAACUUUUCCUCCUCCUCUUCCCUGCACUCCCCAGAACCAAAGAAUGUGAAGGGGGUCCAUGGAGGGCUCACGUCCCCGCGCCCUGGGCGGCCAUUUAACGCCUUCACCGCCGGCCUUCGAGGGCGAACUGGAUCUGCAGCGCUACUCCAACGGGCCAGGCCUUAGCACAGGGUCUCCAGGAAUGGGAGCGGUGGGCUGGUCUGAGAGUCGCGCUGGCGAACGGCGCUUUCCCUGCCCUGUAUGCGGGAAGCGCUUCCGCUUCAAUUCCAUCCUGGCUUUGCACCUGCGUGCGCACCCAGGCGCCCAGGCCUUCCAGUGCCCACACUGCGGCCACCGUGCUGCGCAGCGGGCUCUGUUGCGCUCGCACCUGCGCACGCACCAGCCUGAGCGCCCGCGCAGCCCCGCCGCACGCCUGUUGCUAGAAUUGGAGGAGCGUGCGCUGCUGCGUGAGGCCCGGUUAGGGAGAUCCCGAAGCUCAGGGGGCCUGCAGGCCACCCCUGCCACCGAGGGCCUGGCACCGCCCCAGGCUCCCUCGUCAUCCGCCUUCCGUUGCCCCUUCUGCAAAGGCAAGUUUCGCACCGCAGCGGAGCUGGAACGCCACAUGCACAUCCUGCACAGGCCUUGGAAAUGCGGCCUAUGUAGUUUCGGCUCCAGCCAGGAGGAGGAGCUGCUACACCACAACCUGACGGCCCAUGGAGCUCCUGAUCGCCCUCUGGCGGCCACCUCAGCUGUCCCCCAGCCUCAGCCUCCACCCAAACCUGAACCCAGAUCGCUCCCCCAACCGGAGCCAGAUCCCGAGCCGGAGCCUGAACGUGAGGCAACCCCCGCCCCUGCUCCUGCCACUCCUGAGGAGCCCCCUGCGCCUCCAGAGUUCCGUUGUCAAGUGUGUGGUCAGAGCUUCACGCAGUCCUGGUUUCUCAAGGGCCACAUGCGCAAGCACAAGGCCUCCUUCGAUCAUGCGUGUCCCGUGUGUGGCCGUUGCUUCAAGGAGCCCUGGUUCCUUAAGAACCACAUGAAGGUGCAUGCUAGCAAGCUGGGCCCAAUGCGUGCCCCAGGGCCUGGAUCUGGGUCUGCCCGGGCUCCCCAGCCUCCUGACCUGGGCCUGCUGGCCUAUGAGCCACUGGGCCCCACACUCCUCUUGGCCCCAGCGCCCACCCCAGCUGAGCGCCGUGAGCCUGCAAGCCUGCUGGGCUACCUGAGUCUGCGAGCUGGCGAACCCCGGCCCAACGGUGAGGGUGCUGAGCCUGGGGCUGGCCGCAGCUUCGGAGGCUUCCGCCCCUUGCCUUCUGCUCUCCCGGCACGGGCUCGCCGGCACCGUGCCGAAGAGCCCGAGGAGGAAGAGGAGGUUGUGGAGUCUGAGGAGGAUACCUGGGCCCGAAACCGGGCGCUGGGCCCUCUGGCUUCACUGCACCCGCGCCCAGGGGAGGGGACGGGCCACUCUGCACCUGCUUCGGGGGCCCAGGCAAGGUCCACUGCCGCACAAGAAGAGAAUGGGCUGUUAGUUGGAGGGACCCGGUCUGAAGGGAGCCGGGGGGCCACUGGCAAAGAUUGUCCCUUCUGCGGAAAAUCUUUCCGCUCAGCGCAUCACCUCAAAGUGCACCUGCGAGUACACACAGGCGAACGCCCCUACAAGUGUCCGCACUGUGACUAUGCUGGCACCCAAUCAGGCUCGCUUAAGUAUCACCUGCAGCGCCACCACCGGGAGCAGAGGAGCGGGGCUGGCCCCGGUCCACCACCGGAGCCGCCCCCUUCCCAGCGGUGUUUACCCCAGACAUCUGGAGCCAAGGCGGCUCAGCAGCCUGCAACUUGGGUGGAGGGCACCUCAAGCCCUCGGCCUUCCAGCGGCACCGCGCCGGGAUCUCGUAGGAAACCCGCCAGUCCUGGGAGGACCCUGCGCAAUGGGCGAGGCGGUGAGGCCGAACCCCUGGACCUGUCCCUGCGGGCGGGGCCGGGAGGCGAGGCCGGGCCGGGGGGUGCCCUCCACCGUUGCCUCUUUUGCCCCUUUGCCACUGGAGCUCCAGAGCUCAUGGCCUUGCACCUGCAAGUGCACCACAGUCGCCGGGCUCGGGGCCGCCGGCCGCCCCAGGCUGAUGCGUCCCUGCCCUACCUCCGAGCAACGACAGGAGAAACCCCUCCGAGUCCUCCUCUGCAGGAAGGGGAGGAGGGCCCCAGGCUGUCAAGAUCCGGAGAGGUGGGGCUGGGAGGGCAAGAAAGGUAGGGAACCCUCUUAGGGGCCAUUAGUUUAGUAAGCUUACUCCGCAGGAGCGGGGGAGCGCUAGAGGUAGUUGGGUAGAACAUCCAGCAGGGGGCAGCGUGGGACCCAUAUCCCAGCCCCAGGUGGACCAGAGAGAAGUAAAGGGUGUUGAGGGCAUAGGCAGGUGGGCCAAGUGGUACCCACUCAGCCCAGGGGAGUCACAGUGCCUUAGAAGUGGCAGGGGUGAGGAUCAAAGAACGGGGUCCCAGGGUUGGCAGAGAGAGUUUUGCCCUUUGGAGGAGAUGCUCUGCCAGUCCUUGCUGGUCCAUAGGCAUGAGAGUUUAUUUUUGUACAAUGGGUGGGGGUGGGGGGCACUGUACCCUUCUAAGCCCCUUCAGGGGCCCUGUAGACGUCGCUAUUUUUGGUACGAUUCCUGUCAUCCCUGUUGCAGAGUUGUGUCCCCAAUAAACAGGUGUCUUGAGGCACAGGACACUGUGUCUGUCUGCC